AUGAGGUACGUGCGCACACACCCAAGCCACUUGAAACGUUGUGACCCAUCGCGCUAAUGCUAGAGCCUUGCCACUUCCAGUCGCAAGCAAAAGAGCAGCACCUCCUCCUUGCCUCCGGGUCAAAUCUACUCGCAGCCGAGUCUGACCGGAUCUGGAACGCACGACUCGGCAAAGCUCGCUUUGGCUGUGGAUGCGCUCAAAUCGGAAAAGUCGCCCGUCUCUCUGGAUGACUUUGCCAUUCGACAUGGACUCGAGGCGCUGUUGAGGGAUCAAAGCCUGCUGCUCAGGUUCAAGGAGCAUGAGAGAGUGACUUGGAAUGAGAAAAGCGGGAGCUAUAGCUACAAGGUGAUUGCAAUAGUUCCAGAUCAAAAGCAGGUGGGAUGGAUACACGGUCUGCCAAGGCGUUGCACCUGACACACCUACCCCAACGCUCCCGCACCUUGAGCCCGACUUUGACCUGCGAAGUCCAAACGAUCUAUUGCAUCUAUUGGAGCAGAGAUCCAAAGCUUCAGCUCCAGGAGGACUGUCUGCGGGCAUGAAGAUCUCGGAGCUUCGCGAGUCAUACGAUCAUGCCAGAGAUGCAGUCGAAGAUUUUACAAAGCACGAGCCAAGGGAAGAGCGCAAGGUGCUGGUGCUUCGUGGGCUCAAGGACGGCCUGAUUCGACACGUGUACUGGAACGAGAUCAGAGGCUCAGAUUCAAAGCCGGUAGACGACGGUUGGUUGGAAGCGCUGUAUUACGCCCUUUUCAAGCCCCUCACACGCCUCACGAUGCCUUUCAUCCCUUCAUCUCUCGAUAGAAUUCAAGGAGCUGUGGCAUGCCCAGAAAGUUCCCGACGCUGUCGAUCUGCCCAAAGCCUUGGCUGCAGGUAAGGAGAGACGCUCUACUAUCGAACGCGAACGCAAGGCCCUAACAAGCUCACCUGGGUCGUGCUUCUCCUUCCACCGCAGAGGGGCUUCAGAUGGCAAAGUCCGACGAGAGCAGCAAUCCAAAUCCACAGGCUGCGCGAGGAAGAGGCAGAGGUCGUGGGCGCGGAAGAGGAGGGUUCUCUGGUCGCAAAGUCAAGGUGCAAAACACUCAUUUGGAAGGUGUGGAUUUGAGCAAGGACUACGUGUAG
Ceraceosorus bombacis is the source of this 1116-nucleotide messenger RNA. NCBI's taxonomy places the organism in Eukaryota, Fungi, Basidiomycota, Exobasidiomycetes, Ceraceosorales, Ceraceosoraceae. The record is from the annotation of a GenBank genome assembly.